GAAGAAGUCUGUGAACCAGUCUGGAAAUCAAUUAGGCAAAACAUUCAGAAAGCUGAAAGAUGCCAGCCCUGCUGGAGAGACCCAAGAUGACAAAGUUGAUGUAUCAGGCUCUGAAGCGACACAUACAGCAGGAAAGGGAACGCAAAAAGCAAGCUGAGCAGGAGCAAGAUGCCAUGCUUGAGCAACAGAAGCGGGAGAAGGAGCUGAAGAAGAAGAAAGAAGAGGACAAUAACCUCACACUGGAACAGACGAAAGAACAGAUAACUCAGCUUGAGAAGAAGUUGGAACAGCUACGCCAGGAGAAGCAUGACUAUUUUUCCCAGCUGAAGAAAGUGCUUCACCAGGAGGAUGAGACUAGGAAACGAGCCCAGCAGAAAGAUGAGAUGAACCAGCCCCCCACUAUCUACCCGCAGGCUGGAAUGACCCCUGUGUCAGCACACCCAGUGCUGCACCACCCCGGCAGACCAACCAUGUACAGGCAUACUCAGAGCAUCAUUGCCCCGGUGCCCAAUGUACCUCUGAAGCGUCCCCGCAGCCCCUCUCCCACACCGACAUCUGGGUACCAGCAGUACGAGAAUAAGAAGGCCGCCACUGCCGCACAUUAUUCACACUCCACACAGGGAGACUUCAAGCCUGUGACCUACCAGACCCAGCCAAGCUCCGUCAGUUACGGCAGUCAGCCUGUCCAUUCCUUCCAACAGUCAUCAGUUGCAUUCACCACCACAAAGUCACCGGCAGGAAAAUACCAACCCACGGGCCAGUCAGCUUUUACAUCAUACCCGAGCCAUUACACCCAACACCAGCAUCCAAAGACAAUGGAGCCUGGGUAUCCCACUCCUUACCAGAUGCCGAGAAUUCAGCAGCCUGGGUACCUUGCCUCCCCCCAUUCAUCAAAUAUUCCGCUCCAACAGCAGUUGCAGCAGGCCAAUGACAAGGCCGGCUUCAGUGAUGGAGACAAGUAUAAACAGCUUCAACAACCCCAGCUUCAGCCAGCAAUUCGUGGUGCCGCGCCUAUACAGGGCCAGCAGCCGGGGAUGAUUCCUAUAUCUCUACAGCAGGAAAUGUCAGCUAGAGGAAGUAUUGUGACAGGAUUUUCAGGGCGUGGUCAAGCGCCGCCCACUUCAAACUACCAGCCCAGUAGCACACAGGUGACGUAUCCUGGGCAGCAGCCUCCUAGGGUUAGCUAUGCAGGAAGUACCAAUCGUUACUACUGAGAAAGGUCAAGGUCAUCAGGCUGUCGUUCAAGUGCUAGUAUAUAGGUCAUAAAAGAGGAAGUUUGUUAUGGAGGAUUUGUAAAAAAGACUGAACUGUACAUGUUUGUUGUGAAGUGAAUUCCAAAAAAAAGUUGUUGUGGUGCUUAGAAGAAUUUUAUGUUGUCCAAGGUCAUCAGAAUAUUGGUCAAGGUCCAAGUGCUAAUAUGAAGAACAUUAGAGUGUUUGUUAGGCAGGAUUUGAAAAAGGGACUGAACAGUGUUUGUAAUGAAGUGAAAAAAGAAGUUGUAGUGCUAAGAAAACUUUUUUCUUGUUUAAGGUCAUCAGAAUGUAGGUGAAGGUCAAACUGCUAAUAGAUAAAAGAAUUAUGUACCUGUAAUUAGAAAUUUUGUUACGGACGAUUUUGACUGUUGUGGAUUGAAAAAGAAAAAAAAUGUUGUAGUGCAUUAACAUUAUUUUUCGCUGGUCAUGGGACUAGACUAUUUAGCAACCAUACACGCAGCUACAGAGUGGUUUCCAUUGAUCAUGUUUUACCCUGUGCAAUAUUGUAUGCAUGUCACCAUUGUUGUACAUUAGAUAUCGCUAAGCUUUAUAGUGCUGUUAUAUUGUCUAUGUUUAUUAUAGAACUUAAGAACUGAACUAACUCAUAUUAAGCAUCACCAUUUAGACACUUGAACAGUUUUGCGCAUACAAAUUUACUUUUAUUAUUUUACCUUUUUCCUUAAAUCGGACUUGUGGCCUGUUUGGAGCACAAAGGUCACCUUGACCUUUUUAGCUAGGCUACACUCUCGCAGAUUUUUUUUUGUCUUUGAAUGAGUCCAUUUUUGCAUAAAUGUCUGAAACCAGUGUUUUAAGACUGCUGACUAAAGAUCAGACUGCAGUUUUUUCAUAUUUAAGUUUGAAUAUUGUUGUUUUAUGGCUAAAAGCAUUACUAACGCUUCAAGAAAAACAAUUUUCAGCAUUUUUCCAAACAAUUCAUGUGAUUUUUUGUUUUGUUCAUUAAAGUUUGUUUUUUUGCAUAAACCUUUAUUGUGCGCUUUGAAGACAAGUUAUUCGAAAGUUAUCAAUCGGAAAUGAAAGCGUGAUGCUGUUUUGAGAAGAAAUGUGAGAUUGGAUUAAAGAAAUAAAGACACCUUUUACGCCUGCAUACUAUUGUUUUAAAUAAAAUGAAACCAUGUGGCUCUCAAAUUCCAUUUUAAAAUGGGCAGAAUAGUUUUAAAGGUGUUUUUGUUUUAUGACAUUUUGCUUGAUGUUAUUUCCUAUUUUGAAGGAUCAAAGAGUUUUGAUUGUAACUUGAGCUUAAAUUUAAUUGCUCUUAAACUUCUCAAUUUAAAUUUGAAAGAUAUUAGUAUCAUGCCUGUGCGCAUGUAUCGCUUUUUAGCUCACCUGUCACUUUGUGACAAGGUGAGCUUUUGUGAUUGCCUUUUGUCCGGCGUGCGUCAACAAUUUACUUAAAAGACAUCUCCUCCUUAACCACUGGGCCAAUAUUAAUAAAACUUCAUAGGGAUGUUCCUUGGGUGGUCUUCUAUCAAAGUUGUUCAAAGAAUUCAAUUCCAUGCAGAACUCUGGUUGCCAUGGCAACCAAAAGAAAAAACUUUAAAAAUCUUCUUCUCUCAAACCACAAGGCUUAGGCCGUUGAUAUAUGGUAGGUAGGAUCACCAAAUGGUCCUCUACCAAGAUUGUUCAAAUUAUGCCCCUUGGGUCAAAAUUGGCCCCGCCCCGGGGGGUCAUGGGUUUUCUCUAUAAGUUUAUAGUGAAAACUUACAAAAUCUUCUCCUCUGAACUUACUUGGCCUAGAGCUUAGAUAUUUGGCAUGAUUCAUCGUCUAGUGGACCUCUACAAAGUUUGUUCAAAUUAUGGCCCUGGGGUCAAAAUUGGCCCCCGCCCCAGGGGGUCGGGUAUUCUCUAUAUGUUUAUUUUUAAAACUUCAAAAAUCUUCUCCUCUGAACUUACUUGGACUAGAGCUUAGAUAUGGCAUGAUUCAUCGUCUAGUGGACCUUUACAAAGAUUGUUCAAAUUAUGGCCUUGGGGUCAAAAUUGGCCCCGCCCCGGGGGGUCAUGGGAUUUCUCUAUAUGUUUAUAGUGAAAACUUCAAAAAUCUUCUCCCUUGAACUUACUUGGACUAGAGCUUAGAUAUUUGGCAUGAUUCAUCGUCCAGUGGACCUCUACAAAGUUUGUUCAAAUUAUGGCCCUGGGGUCAAAAUUGGCCCCGCCCCAGGGGGUCGGGUAUUCUCUAUAUGUUUAUUUUUAAAACUUCAAAAAUCUUCUCCUCUGAACUUACUUGGACUAGAGCUUAGAUAUGGCAUGAUUCAUCGUCUAGUGGACCUUUACAAAGAUUGUUCAAAUUAUGGCCUUGGGGUCAAAAUUGGCCCCGCCCCGGGGGGUCAUGGGUUUUCUCUAUAUGUUUAUAGUGAAAACUUCAAAAAUCUUCUCCCUUGAACUUACUUGGACUAGAGCUUAGAUAUUUGGCAUGAUUCAUCGUCCAGUGGACCUCUACAAAGUUUGUGCAAAUUAUGGUCCCGGGGUCAAAAAUUGGCCACACCCCGGGGCUGAUGGGUUUUCUCUAUAUGUGUUAUAGUGAAAACUUAAAAAAUCUUCUCCGAACUCACAAAGACAAGUAACGUCUUUAUUUAAACUGGAUAACAUAUUUAGUACACAUACCAAUUUUCAAUAUGGGCCACAUACAACAAUUAAUAACAAAUAUACAUAUAUAGAUACACACAUAAAAUCAAGUAGUGACAAAAGCUUAGAUAUUUGGCAUGAUAUAUCAUCUAGUUGACUUGUACCAAUAUUGUUCAAUCUUUGGCCCUGGGGUCAAAAAAUGGCCCCACCCGGGCGGUCAUGGGUUUCCUUAUAUAUGUAUAUGAUGAAAACUUAAAAAAUCUUCUUCUCUGAAACCAAAAGGCGAAGGCCUUAGAUAUUUGGUAUGAAGCAUCGUUUAUCGGACCACUAUUAAGAUUGUUCAAACUUUAGCCCUGGGGUCAAAAUUGGCCACGCCCCGUGUUCAUAGGCUUAGAUUUUCAAUAUUUGUAUAUAAUGGAAGAAUGUGCAAUAUAUGACAGGUGAGCGAUUCAGGGCCAUUUGGCCCUCUUGUUUUCUUAAAUGUAGUAUUCCAUUAACUGGUGCAGUGUGAAAGCUGAAUUGAUUUGUAAGAGAGAACUGCUAUUUUAAGAUAUGAAUAAAGCUUGAAUUUCAAAGAAUCUUUUAUUCAUUGACAUUUGUUUAAAAUUGAUGUUGAUGAAAAGUUUAUUGGAUUAGCUAAAAUUGGGAGCUUUAUUCCUCAAAUGUCAAAUUUAAUUCUUGUCCAUAGAUUUGUGGAAGCUUUUAAUCUCCUCAAAAAAAUAUAUAAUGCAAAUUGAGCCAGCAAUCCUGUCAACAAGAUUUAAGGUCCAGACUGGGGAAACUGAAUAACAGAUAUGCAUGUGUACUCGAACAUUAUUCAGUUCCUGACAAGUAAUUUGGAUUUUGCUUUAUAAAUCUGUUUAUUUUUGUGAAUGGUAUGUAUACACUACUCCUAUUUCACAAGAUUUUUACCUUACAAAUCUAGAAUUCAUGCAUUUCCUUACUUUUAAGAAUUGUUAUUUAUUUGAUUCUUGUCAAGCAAAUAGAAAACUGUUUCAUAACACUGUGUGUAACUUCAAAAACUUAAGAAUUUUUAGUUGCAUGUGCACUCGAUUUGUUCAUAUUUUAAAAAAAAGCAUAGAAAAUAGAAAUUGUCAGUCAUGUUGUUAAAAUUUGAUUGAAGUAAAAGUGUAGUAUGGAAAUAAAGUCAUUUUAUAUGA
This is a messenger RNA of Mya arenaria, 4993 nucleotides long. RefSeq names its product G protein pathway suppressor 2-like. Gene Ontology annotation, biological process: regulation of transcription by RNA polymerase II. NCBI's taxonomy places the organism in Eukaryota, Metazoa, Mollusca, Bivalvia, Myida, Myidae. Gene Ontology annotation, cellular component: transcription regulator complex. Gene Ontology annotation, molecular function: transcription coregulator activity. The record is from RefSeq and is a predicted model, not a curated record. The transcript has 11 exons. The coding region runs from base 60 to 1214 and encodes 384 amino acids.